Molecule: messenger RNA, 1405 nt
Organism: Colias croceus (clouded yellow)
Lineage: Eukaryota; Metazoa; Arthropoda; Insecta; Lepidoptera; Pieridae
Gene: Nipsnap
Product: protein NipSnap
Exons: 6
Coding region: 139-963 (274 amino acids)
Cellular component (GO): mitochondrion
Source: RefSeq, a predicted model, not a curated record
UUUAAACGUAGUCUAUUUUCAAGAUAACCUUCAAGUGAUUUAUUUUUUAUUGAAUAGAUAACAAGUCAAUAUCGAACUCGUCGGCAGAUUGUUCCACUGUCUUCAAUACAGUAAAUUCAUGUUUUUAGUGUUGUGAAGAUGAAUACCUUAAAUAGAAUUAUAGUGUACAGUUCAAGCGUACCAAAAAAUGCAAGAUUCAUCGCUACGACAAGUGCAAGAUUAAAUGCCGAUGAUGGAUGGCUUUCGAAACUUCUGGUUCGAAAAAUCGAACCUACUAAAGAAUCCCACAGUCGUAUGCUUAGCGACAAGGAGAUUGUAUACGCUCUACAUACGCACAACAUAAGGCCGGAUUCUGUGGAUAAAUACCUAAAAAACUAUAAAAGUUCCGUAGAGUUUGUGGAAUCUCGUAAACCUGAGUUGGGUUGUGAGCUUGUCGGAUCAUGGACUGUUUCCGUGGGGGAUAUGGACCAGGCAUUGCAUUUGUGGCGGUAUGUUGGAGGCUUCGAGAAAAUUGACAAAGCAAAGAUAUUGUUUAGAGAAAAUCCUGAAUACAGAGCAUUAGAAAAAGAGAGAGGCAAUUUCGUGAGGUCACGUCAUCUCCAAUACCUUCUUGCCUUCAGCUUCUGGCCGUCUGGUGAAAAACGAGAUCCCAGCAACAUCUAUGAAAUUAGAUCUUACAGUCUAAAACCUGGUACAAUGAUCGAGUGGGGCAAUAACUGGGCGCGCGGGCUCACGUACCGCCGCGCUAAGAACGAGGCCUUCGCUGGGUACUUCUCGCAGAUUGGACGACUUUAUAAUGUUCAUCAUAUUUGGUGCUACAAGGACCUGCAAGCCCGUCGGGAAACGCGCGAGAGCACAUGGCGGAACCCCGGAUGGGACGAGUGUGUGGCGUACACCGUGCCGCUCAUACGUGAGAUGCACUGCCGCAUCCUCGAGCCCACGGAAUUCUCGCCGACAAAGUAGACCGACACCACGCGCCACUCGCCGCAGCUGACCGACACGUGACACCGACGUGGCUGGUCCGCUGCCCAACUGACCGACGCAUUACAUCGACGCGACGGAUCCGCUGCCCCACUGGCCGACACGUUACACCGACGCGACUGGUCCACUGCCCAACUGAUCGACUCAUUAUACCGACACAACUGGUCUGAUGCCCAACUGGGUGACACAUUACACCGACAUCAUUUAGUCUGCUGCCCCAUUAACCGAAACAUUACGCUGGCACGCACUAUUGAAGUUAACUGAAUGAUAUUUAAUGCCGAACUAAUUUGCGUAACGUAAACCAUUUUAAUACCAUAAUAACGGCGAUUCUGUCACUUUUUCAUCAAAAUAAUUGUACAACAAAAUAUGCGUUGUUGUUUGGUGAUUCUUUGUAGGAUACAUUUUAGUUUUUACCUUCUCAUAA